ACUACGGGAAAGAAAAAGAAAUGGCCAGCUCUCAGACACUGCUGACCUUCAGGGAUGUGGCCAUAGAAUUCUCUCAGGAGGAGUGGGGAUGCCUGAAUCACAGUCAGAGGGAACUGUUCAGGGAUGUGAUGUUAGAGACCUAUGGACACCUCCUCUUCUUGGGUCUCAUUGUAUCAAAACCAGACCUGGUCAUCGUUUUGAAGCAAGAGAAGGAGCUGUGGGGUGUGAAGAGAAAGGAGACAGUAGCCUCACACUCAGGUAGAUGGAAGUGAAGCACAUGACACACGUGAGGUCCAAAUGUGAAGGAGGAAGAUAGAUCUUAAAAUUUUGUUCAUGUAGCUCUCCUUGAAUGGAAAUUCAUUUGCAAAGCCAAGUUUUAUGUCUUUCCCUCUCACAGAGGGACAUCUGCUAACUAACAAAUCAUGCUUUUUGAUUCUUCAAGGAUUCUCCUUCAGCUCCAGGGAAGGUCCGCCAUAACCACGGUAAAGACCUCCAUAAUC
This is a messenger RNA of Leopardus geoffroyi (Geoffroy's cat), 500 nucleotides long. Its product is annotated as putative protein ZNF720. NCBI's taxonomy places the organism in Eukaryota, Metazoa, Chordata, Mammalia, Carnivora, Felidae. Gene Ontology annotation, biological process: regulation of DNA-templated transcription. The transcript is spliced from 3 exons. The record is from RefSeq and is a predicted model, not a curated record. The coding region runs from base 21 to 272 and encodes 83 amino acids.